Messenger RNA from Seminavis robusta, 1991 nucleotides. The record is from the annotation of a GenBank genome assembly. Lineage: Eukaryota; Bacillariophyta; Bacillariophyceae; Naviculales; Naviculaceae.
UUCUCAUUCAUUCUUUCAUUCACUGUGCUUGCUUGGAUCUGUUCGUUGGAGCGCAAGCAGUUUUGGUUUGGAUCUGUUUGUUGCUAUUAUCUUUGGGCGAUACUAGCUAGCUAGCUAGAUCUAAUACAGCAAAAGCAGGUUGCUAUUGGCCUUUUUGUUCUCUGUUGGAUAUACCCAUAUACCCCUUCUUGGUAGAUUCUCGCAACAAUGUCUGCUGCUACCCCUGUUAUCGUCGAUGACCUGAAGAAGGAUGACCCUGUUAUCGUGCUGUCCAAGGAGGAAGUUAUUGGUUUGAAGGAAGAGGUAUCUGUUGGAGCCACCAGCAGUUCCUCUUCGGUAGAAAGUGACUCGGAUGAAGAUGUCUUUCCCACCGGUCUGCAUCAGCGCAAAAACAAGGCUGCCACUUCUACUACUACCUCUGCUACCCAAAAGGAGGAGGAGGAAGAUAAGAAGAAGGACAAACCCAUUCAACCCAAGAAUGAGCUCACUGUCGCGCGAUACUUGGAGAUUGCUGCAGGAAGUCUCAUCUUUUUUCCGGCUCUACCCUAUCUAUUCGUUCAAAUUGUGGGUUGCAAUCUCUGGGAAUUCUUGGAUCAGCGCGUCUUUCACGCCGUGGAUUUCCUGGAACGCAUCAACCAGUGGACAGCUCCGUAUCAGGAAUGGUUGGUGGCCAACCCCAAGGACAGUUUUGUCGUCAAUUAUACCCUUUGGCUAGGAGGUGUCUUGCCCGCCUACUUUAUCUGGGAAGCCGUGGCUCAAGCCAACGCUCCCGAAUUCAUUUGGUGGCGUGCCGUCCUCUACAAUGCCGUGCGCAUUGGCCCCAUGUACCGACAUUUCAUGUACGUCUACACGCUGUCGCACAAAGAAGCGCAUUGCUACGGAAAGAUAUUUGCGGCACCCUACCAUCACGUCCUGCAAUACACCUACAAUUACUAUAUUGGGUUCUUUCACGGCGUCCUACCCGGCCCCUUUACCCAAAGUCAUAUUUACAAUCAUCACAAAUACGACAACAACAAAGACGACGUCUACUCGACCGGAUCGUUCCGUCGAGAUUCCUUUCUCAUGUUCUUACGGUAUGUCGGAGUCUGGUUCCAAUACGCAUUCAAUCUAUCCACGGCAGUCCAAUUUGCCAAGGAGGGCAAGACGCAACGCGUAAUGUACAGCAUUCUGGGAACGCUCCAGUACAUGGCACAAGUCGCACUCAUGGCGUAUCUGGUCAAUCCCAUGACGGCAUUUGCCUACAUUCUAUGGCCGUUCAUCGAAGGAAACAUUUUACUGGCCGCCGUCAAUUACACAUGGCACGCCUUUAUCGAUCCCAACGAUUUCGAUAAUGACUAUGUCAAUUCCGUCACCAUUCUGGAUGCGCUCAACUUUGCAUUGGCUGAAGAAUAUCAUGUCGUACAUCAUCAGUACGCCGGUGUGCAUUGGUCUCGUCACGCAGAGUUGUACGAGAAACACCAUGACGAAUACGUGAAGUCCAAGGCUACCGUAUUCCAGGGAAGUAACCUAUUUGUGGUAUGGGGAAUGAUUCUCGCGAGGGAUUAUCAAGGACUGGCUGACAUGUUUGUACAGUUGGAACCAGACAAGAGCAAACACUUGUCGCAAGAAGAGGUCGCCCAACUCAUGAAGGAACGACUCCAAUGCACCAGCUGGAGUUACAACUAACUUCUAUCGAAGCAAGCAAGCAACAACGGAAGCCAACGUGUGAAUACGCAAAAAGCCUACUAGAACGAGAGACAUAUAAAGUGAAUGAAUGAAUGGAUGAGUGAGUGUUUGUGUGAACUACCUUAUUACCUACAUGACAAUUAAUGCAAUGCAAAUCAAGAACAUCAGACAGAAGCAGAAAAAGAAAACAUUUGAUAGAACGAGUUGUGCAAUUUUGUGUUUUGUAAUAACUAGCUAAUACUAAGUCAAUAACAAAGAAUCUAUAAAGCUGGCCAUGAAUGACGUUACUUGUGUGCUCCGCCAGCUAUAGCUUGAAAGUUCCAAAA